AUGAACUAUAUGCUGAAAAAGACAAAAUACUCGUUUCUUUCUAUUCUUAGCAUUUCCGAGGAGAUCGAACCACAGUCACUGCAAAAGCUGAGUCUCAAAUCAGUAAAGCGAGCUCUUGAUCUUUUCUCCCCCGCUCAUGAUCAACUCGCUCCGCCUGAUCCGGAAAGCAAAAAGAUUCGGCUUUCUCACAAGUUUCAAGUUGCAUUUGGAGGUGUAGAGCCCGUGAGUAAGCAGUCUAUACGUAGAGCUGAAUAUAAUAAUGAGCAGAUAGCUUCAUCCAACGCCCUUGCCGCCCUUCCAGGUCCAGAAGGAGCCAAACAGGGCAAAGCUUUAGUUGUCGGUCCUACUUUACCGCCAAGAAGCUUGAACGACAACACCGUUCACGCAGGCAAAAGCACCACGAUUCUUCCUGCAUUCGGAUCCUCAUCUGAAAGAAACCUGUCAACUUGUGCUUUAAUGCCUAGUCGAUGGCCCCGUCCAGAGUGGCAUGCACCAUGGAAGAAUUACAGGGUGAUCCAGGGGCACUUGGGGUGGGUUAGAUCUGUUGCAUUUGACCCAAGAAAUGAAUGGUUUUGCACUGGUUCAGCUGAUCGUACCAUUAAGGUAUGGGAUGUAGCGAGUGGAGUUCUGAAGCUCACACUUACUGGACAUAUUGGGCAAGUACGAGGCCUUGCUGUAUGCAACAAAGAUGCCUACAUGUUCUCUGCUGGUGAUGACAAGCAAGUCAAAUGCUGGGACCUUGAGCAGAAUAAGGUUAUCCGAUCUUAUCAUGGCCAUCUCUCUGGCGUCUACUGUUUAGCUCUUCAUCCAACUCUGGACGUUUUACUAACCGGAGGGCGAGACUCUGUCUGCAGGGUGUGGGAUAUCCGUACGAAGAUGCAGAAUUUUGCACUCUCGGGACAUGACAAAGACGUUUGUUCCGUCUUCACCCGUCCAACCGACCCUCAAGUUGUUACCGGAUCUCAUGAUUCCACCAUUAAAUUUUGGGACCUUCGAUAUGGUAGAACAAUGACAACUCUAACGAAUCAUAAGAAAGCUGUCAGAGCAAUGGCGCUCCAUCCAACAGAGAAUGCUUUUGUUUCUGCAUCGGCUGAUAACAUCAACAAGUUUAGCCUUCCUAAGGGAGAGUUUUGCCACAACAUGCUUUCUCAGCAAAGAGCCAUAAUCAACGCAGUGACUGUGAAUGAGGAUGGUGUAAUGGUCACUGGAGGUGAUAAUGGAAGCUUAUGGUUCUGGGAUUGGAAGAGUGGUCACAGUUUCCAACAGGCAGAAGCUAUUGUACAGCCUGGUUCGCUGGAGAGUGAAGCUGGUAUAUAUGCAGCGUGUUACGAUCAGACGGGUUCAAGGCUGGUAACGUGUGAGGCAGACAAGACCAUAAAGAUGUGGAAGGAAGACGAGAACGCUACUCCUGAAACCCAUCCUCUUAACUUCAGACCUCCCAAAGAGAUCAGACGCUUCUGA
Molecule: messenger RNA, 1461 nt
Organism: Brassica oleracea var. oleracea
Lineage: Eukaryota; Viridiplantae; Streptophyta; Magnoliopsida; Brassicales; Brassicaceae
Product: protein pleiotropic regulator PRL2-like
Exons: 3
Coding region: 1-1461 (486 amino acids)
Biological process (GO): mRNA splicing, via spliceosome
Cellular component (GO): Prp19 complex; precatalytic spliceosome; catalytic step 2 spliceosome
Molecular function (GO): protein binding
Source: RefSeq, a predicted model, not a curated record